Messenger RNA from Nematocida homosporus, 1042 nucleotides. RefSeq lists its product as uncharacterized. The transcript has a single exon. The annotation marks the transcript as partial. Lineage: Eukaryota; Fungi; Microsporidia. The record is from RefSeq and is a predicted model, not a curated record.
AUGUGUGUUGGUAUUAACCAAAGAAGCAAGGUAAUGCUUGUCAUUGGAAUCGGCUGCAUUGGGUUGGCUGGUUGGGCAGGAUAUGUGGUAUAUCAAAUGCGUUUCGCUAGUACUAAGUUCUCAGAGCUGUUCGGUCCACCGGAGCAUCAACAAUCCGGCAAAAAUCAGCCCCAAACUUGUCUGCAACCAAAUACUAUUCACCUGGAGGACCCAUCAGAAACAGCCAGUGAGGCUAGCUGUAAGCUCUACUAUGACCAAGGAGAAAUGGCAUCAGUGUUUGCUUCAAAGAUCAUAAAGAAUGCGCAGCAAUCGCUAGCUGCAGCAGAAGGGUGUUCUAGGGGUGCGGACUAUAUUAAGGAUGUUUUCGUGCCUACUAUGAUUCUUAAUCCUUCUGAAAGAUACCAGGAGGAGAAAUGCCAGCACAUUAUAUCACUCUUUGGGUUGCUGAACGAGGCUAUUCCGGAGGACUUGCAACUCAAUGCCUUGUUUCUUGAGCCCGCAUCUUAUGACGUGCUCUGGCUAAGAGUUCUUGGGUGCUUUUAUCGUCCUUAUUUAUGGCUCUGCCACUACCUGCCUAUCUCUAAUCUUAAGGAGCUUAAUGCCAAAAUUAGAUUCUAUCAUCAGACCGCGGCAAAUCCCAAUGAUUGGGAAACUUGCUGCCAAAACAUCGCUAAAGAGCUUAUACUGAGCAUCACCGCAUCUAUCAAUCUUGGCGGCUUUACUAAUCGUUGUAGAGACAUUCAUUAUCGGCUAGUUAAGUACCAAAAUGAUAACAACAUUUCGCGAGCACCUGAUGGUACUAUACCAAUUGAGAACUGGAUUUUCAUUCUUGAUUGGAUCAGCUAUAUGGCGCCUCUGUCUUUAAAAGCUCGCAGUAAUAUAAAUAAGAUCUUAAAUUAUGUGGAAAUCGUUAUCUGUCGAAUUGAACAAAGCUAUAUCAAUCCCCAAACCUAUGAUGUUUAUCUAACGCGUUUUUCAGAGGCCACCCAAAUGAUCAUUGAGGAAAUUAAUUGUAUUCUUGAAUUGCUCUUGAGUGCUCAUC